Drosophila yakuba is the source of this 1125-nucleotide messenger RNA. Its product is annotated as soluble scavenger receptor cysteine-rich domain-containing protein SSC5D. The record is from RefSeq and is a predicted model, not a curated record. The coding region runs from base 79 to 1011 and encodes 310 amino acids. NCBI's taxonomy places the organism in Eukaryota, Metazoa, Arthropoda, Insecta, Diptera, Drosophilidae. The transcript has 2 exons.
GCUAUAUAAGUCAGCUAUGACCGGCAGACAACAAUCAGUUUUCGCUGGGCCCUUGCUAGUUAAGCUUAGUCGGUUGAGAUGUUCAUCAAGCUGCUUCUAAUCAGCCAGCUUCUGGCGCUGAGCUACGCUCAAUUGUCGCUCGAUGAGGCUAAAAAACAAAUCGAUGCCUCGGUUUAUAGCGACGAGGAGACUACCGAUGCCACGCAUCUGCCGGAGCCCCACCUUCCCCCGCAAUAUCAGCCUCAUCAUCCCCACAAGAAAGUGACUACCAGCACUCCUGAGCCAGAAACCACAACUCCAAAGCCGGAACCCACUACAACGCCUGCGAUACAGCAGAAAGGUGAUGCCACCGUUGCUCCUGAUGACGGAUUGGGACAACUGGACGAUGGUUUGCUACAAAACAAUGAUGGAUCUGCUCUCCCGGAGUCCACCACUCCAGAACCGGAAACCACAAGCACGACGACGACCACCACUACAACUACCACAACGCCAAAGCCCCAUAAGCAUGAGCACCAUCCUCAUCCGCAUUCCCACCCUUAUCCAUACCCCAUUCAGUAUCCGUACUCCCACCCUGGAUUAAUAUUCUCCGCCGCGGGCCCAAAACUUCCCCCUCCAUCGGCGACACCGCCCACUCCCAAAGAUGCGGACAAGGAAUCGCCGGAGUCAUCUAGAUACCCCUCCUAUCCGAUCUUUAGAUCCCCUUACUCCCCCUAUCAACCACCGGUGUUCAACCAGCCUCGUAACUGGCCGAGCUUUCCAGGAUACGGACCUCCUAGUCCCGGUUACGGAUACCCUCACAAUCACGAUCACGAUCACGAAAAGGACUCCGGGGAAGAUAAGCACAAGGACAAGUCUGGAGAAGGGGAUACUGAUGAGGAUGUGGCCCUGAAACCACCUGGAUUUGGCUACCCGCAGGUCUAUUUGAUUCCCCGAAGGCCAGUGAUCUCUGUACCCAGCUUCCCGCGUCCAGGAGGCGGAUAUGGAUCGCCCUACGGCUAUGGACAAUACUAAUACUCUGCGCUGAAUACUAUGAAAAGAUCUUCAGACCCCAGAUAGUCAAUGUUAUAUUAAUUUUAUUUAAUUCCUAAAAUGUACUUCCUAACACAUUAAAUACCGUUAAUAUUA